AUGUCUGAACGAAAUCCUGAACUAUCACGCGGCGGCAAUGAUAUUCACAGUUGCAAAAAACGAUUAUGCUUCAUGCUCUUCAUUGCAUUGAAAUUAAAUUUACAUGGCGCACUAUCUGCUACUGUGCGUUGUGACAGGUUGCGUCCGCUUUUGUUGCGCGCUUUUCAGUCUGCUUGUUCAUUCAAUAGUUCCCUGCUUAGUCAAGUGUUGAGGCCCUUUACAUGUGAUUCAUGUCUUCCGCCAAGAGUUUGA
Schistosoma mattheei is the source of this 252-nucleotide messenger RNA. Lineage: Eukaryota; Metazoa; Platyhelminthes; Trematoda; Strigeidida; Schistosomatidae. The record is from the annotation of a GenBank genome assembly.